CGCACGAGACAACAAGAAGAAGAAAAGUUGCAGUAUUAUUAUUAUUAAGAAGUUUUACUCAAGUGACUGAUUGGCACUAUAAGUUAAUCGCUCAACCUCUUUUUGGGUUGCCAGGCAAGGAACGAACCAGUAAUGACAAGAGAAUUAUGAAGACAGCCAUUUAAAAGGAGUGUAGGACUUGACUGGCAAAAAGGACAUCGUUGUUCAUAGUAGUCCUAGAUAGAUGAAACAUUGUAAGAGAUGGACAAUAAUGAUGAUGAAUCAAACUCCAGACCGCAGAAGAGAAAGAAAACUGUUAAGGAAGACCUAUCCAUGGGCCCAACCAUGAAUGUUAAUGCACCAGUAAACAUCCAGUCAGCCACCUUUGUCACAAGUGUCUUAGAUGCUCCUCAGGAAACUACCAUUGAAACUGGGUUGGUCAUUGAAAUACAAGAAGAUGAAGAACAACAAGCAAAACAGUUAACAAGUCAAGCCAUGCAGCAGCUGUCACACUUCACAUGUUCAGGAUCCACUGAAAAGGGAGCUUUACAAUCAAUGCAUAAAAAGAUUAAAGAGUAUCAGACAGCCUUGACGCAGCGUGACGAUCUGAUAGGCAAACUGCAGACCAGACUAGCAGAAACUCUGCAGCAACGUGAUGAGCUCAUAACAAGUUCUCAGGAGCAGGAAUCUAGUUUCAAACAGGAAACAGAAAAACUGAGGAUGCAGUUGCAGCAGUCAAUUGACAUGGUUACUAAUCAGAAAACUGGAGUAAAUCCACGGGACCAUCUAGAACUGAAAAAUAAGCUUAUAGCACUUCAGCAAGAAAAAUCUCAGCAAGAGACUACUAUAAAGCAGCUUUCCGGUGAACUUGAAACAAGGAUAGAAGUGUAUGGGCAGCUAGAUUAUAAAUACAAACAGAUUCUCCAGAAGUUCAAGAAAUUAACUAAUGAUGCCCAGGCUUCUCAGGCAGAAAAGGACAGAUUAGCAAGUGAACUAGAGCAGCUAAAAAAAGACCAGAUUGUGCAUUUGGCCACAUGGGAUGGAGAGAAGGAAGUUGCCAGUAACCAUAUUAAAAGUUUAGAGGAAGAAAAGAGCCUCCUGUCCACUGAGAAUACAAAAAUGCGAGAUGAGAUUCAGAAUCUUAUGCAGAAACUGCAGGCAAUGGCAGAGGAAAUUAAAGAAAAAGAAAAUCAAGUUGAAACAACACGUGCUCAUGCUGAGGAACAGUUUGGUAUGCAGCUCACACUUAUAAAGCAACAGAUGAGUGAUAUUCACGCAGAAGAGAUUUCCAAAGUGUCUCAAGAAGUUGAUGCUUUGCAGCAAACCCACCAAGAAAACAUGAGUUCAUUAAACUCCAUUAAUAUGAAUUUGAAAUCUCAGUUGGAGGCAGAGCAGGAGAAACAACAGCACAUAGAAAGAGAACAUAAGGAAAUGAUGAGACAUUUGGAGGAAGUACAAGCUUCAAAAAAUAAUGAGAAAGAAAAAUUGCAGAAUAAGGAGGCCGAGUGUAUCGAGACGAAUAAAAUGCUCAGUGAAUGUCAGCAGAAUUUUAAUCAACUUGAGGCAGCUUAUCAAACACUUCUGCUGAAAGAAAAAGAUUGGAUCUCAGAAAAGGAAAAGCUUACAGAAGAAAUUGCUAAGAGUGUCUUGCUUACAGAGGAGAUUUCCAAACUAGAAGAAGAGGUGAAAGUUAGUAUACAAAUGGAAAAGGAAUUUUCUGUUCUGAAAGAGGAGAAAAACAUGCUAAAUCAGAAGUGUUUAGAACUAACUUCACAAGUUGAGGAAUUAACUUCUGAAAAGAGAGGAUUAGAAGAUGAAGCAAAGAAGAGUAAAGAGGAACACAAUAAGUUGAAUGUAAAAUUACAAGAAGAAACCAAAUUAAGGUUGAACCUAGAAGGCGAAUGGGAAUCUCUGAAGCAAGAACAUGCAAAAUUGAAAACUGAAAAUGUGCAGCUUUGCUCACAUAAUAAAGAAUUAGAGGGACAGAAUAUGAAUUUGGCCAACAAAGGGGUAGAGCUGGGGGCUCAGAUAGAGAGGUUGACAUGCCAAACAAGCAAAUUAGAAGAAGAGUUGAAAAAGGAAAAGGAUGAAAAAAAUCUUAUCAUUAAAUUAAAGGAAGAACUGGCAUGUCAAACAAACAGAUUAGAAGAGGAGUUGAAAAAGGAAAAGGAUGAAAAAAAUCAAACAGCUGUCAAAUUACAGGAACUUUAUCACCAGAAGUUAGACAUUGAAAAUGAAUGGAAAAGGAUGAAGUUGGAAAAUGAGAAAUUAGUUCACGAUCUUACUCAGUUAAACACGCGUAUUAAGAAAAUGGAGACCGAGACUGAGAAAUCAGAUGAGUUGAGACAGUGUAUUGCUGCUUUAGAGGCCCAGUGUAAAGAGGCGAAAGAGGUCAAAGAGGAAUAUGAGAAAAAGUGUAUCUCUCUUAAUGAGAGGCUCCUGAGUCUUGACAAGAAACUGGCCGAGGCCCAUAAACUCCACGUUGAAUCCGAUGGAGCUGCUCGUGAAAACAGUUCUCUGAAAAACUCCCUCGACAAAAACGUUGCUGCUUUGGAAGAGUGUAAGAUUAAGUUUUCAGAAACAGAAGAAGAGUUGAAAAACCUUAGAGAAAAAUGUGAAAAGAUUGAGCGAGACAAAGUGGAUGUUGAAACGGAACGUGACGAGUUGAUGGAAAGAUAUAAAAUGGUAAAUGCUGAACUAGCAAGUACAUUGCUUGCCCUUGAUAGAGAGCUUCAGCUUACAACUCAUAGAAGGCUCAGUGAUAUUGGAUCUAGUCUUUCAAGGGUCUUCGGAGAUUUAGCUACUCAGACAGACCUACAGUUAUCUGGUGACUCAAUAUCAAGUGGUGGAAAUUCAGAAAAGGAUGUACUUGUUGAAGAGGCAGAUGUCACUGUUCCCAGGAUGUACAACACACAAAACCAAGACCUUGACCAACAUAUAAGUGAUCUUGAGAAAGAGAAUAAGGACCUUCAUAAUAAAGCUGAGAAACUGAAAAUGAAACUUGAGGAUCAAAAUUUGAUCAUUAGAACUUAUGAAAAUCAAAAUGCUGCCUUAUUGAGACAGCUGUCAUCCUUAGAAGCAGACAAACAUAGGCUUAAAUCAGAGCAAGAGGAGCACCAAAGUAUCAUCUUAGAAAAACUCAGUUACCAAACACAACUCACUGAUCUAAGAUCAUCCAGAAAUGGUCAGGAGCAAAGUUGGCAUCAACUAGAAAAGAGCAGCCCUCUAUUUCUUGGAACUCUGAAAGACAAUGAAGAUAAAGAUUUAUCAAAUACAAGUACAAUGUCAACUGAACUGCCAUUUUUAGAGUCACAAAGGAGAGAGACAUUAAGUAGUUCAGUCUUUAAAAAUCUUGAUGAUACUACUGAGUUUGAGGUUUUUAAAGAUGCACUGGAGAAAGCCUUGUCUAAGGUUUUGACUGAUUUAGACAGGUUGGAUCAAGUUAAUAAGGAAAAGUAUUUCAUUGAAUUGGAAAACAUAUCUUUAAGGGAACAAGUUAUGGAACUUGAAUUGAAACAGAAGGAGCUCUCAACUGAGAGCGGAAGACUUGCUGAUGAUUCACCGCAGAGUAAAGAAGCAGAAGAUACACCUGCAACGUUAAAGAAAGACAUCGAGAAAUACAAGUUUGAAAUUGGAAAACUAAAAAGAUCCAUAGAAAGACAAGCAGUACUUUUUGAUUUAGAAAAACAGUACUUCCAGUCACCAAGGUUAAAAUUGCAAGUUAGUAAUAUAAUGCAAGAUCAUUCUGAGUCAUCCAGUGAACUUCCUAAUACUGAUAAAUAUAUUGAAUCUGCCAUGAUGAAUCUGAAACAAGCCAUUCUCAAGAACGUCAGCGGUCAGUAUGUUCACUCUUUAACGAAGACCCUCAGCAAGUUAGAAGAUACUAUACUGACCACAAUUCACAACCCGUCCGUGGAAAUUCUUAGUGAUUCCACACAAAGUACAAGUGAUGUAGAGCAACUAGGUGAAUCACACCCGGGAGUUUCCUUGGAACAAAAUGUGAAAAUGUUUACAGAAAAUGUUGAGCAGCUAAUCAACAUUAGGACCACCCUUGUAGAUGCUUCAAAUGAGUUAGUUGAGAAGCUGGAGGAUGCUGUGGCUUUACGAAUGUCACACCUGAAGUUAGAAAUCGAGGAUUUGGUGAAUCUAAUGUCGCAAGAAAAUAUAGGAGUAUCAGUGCCGCGAGCAGACUCCACAACAAAAAGAGAACUGAGUGUAGAAUCCCAUCAGGAUUUCAUUCGUGAAUUUGUUGAAGUAACAAAUAAUAUUGCUGAAGAGGCGCAAGGUGAAAAGGUACAAAUUCUGGAGAGCCAGCAAGCCUUAAUUCAAAAGAUUUUAGAAGACAAUAAAUUGAAAGUCAGCUCCAUUGGUCAAGAGCAUCUUCAGCAUCUAGAAAAUGUCAAGAAUUUACCUGAAGCUGUCAAAUGCACAUCAGAGUUGAUGUCAUCUUUGGAAGCAAUGUUGGCAGAAGAAAUAACAUGGGUAAACCAGCAGUACAAAGAAUUGUUAACUCAGUACUCUUAUGAGCAAGAAUUGUGUAGAAAAACCCAAACAAGCAAGUUGAAAGAACUGGAAUGUACUUUAACAUCAUUGCUAGAAAAUUCUCCAUUGGAAGUUGAACUGGCAAAACUGUCCUCUUCUCAUAAAACAGAACUUGAGAAACUAAAGGAAGAACACCACGCAGAAGUGAGACAUCUUGAGAAUCAGAUAGCCCUCCAGGAUAAUGAGAUGUUGAUGGCCUUAGAUGACGAAGUUCUUCAGCUUCACACUCGCGCAGAACGUGACCUUUCACACAGAUCAGAAAGUUCUUAUGUCUCUUGCUCUCAACUAGAUAACAUCAAGAUACAGGUUACUCAGCGUCACUUGCAGUCUCUCUAUAGUGACAGAGAAUGGUACAGAAAAACUGUCGGCCUUCUCUCUCAUGUAGCACUUCAGUUACUCCACUAUUUUACAGUUGCUGAAAGUUACAUUAAAAAACCUCAAACUCCUCAAAUGGAUGACUUAGAGAUACAAGAUGAAUCAACUUUACAGCAGCCUGAGUCCUUCUCGGGGAUGGCAAAAGACCUUUCCUUUUUAUCUGACUGUAAAACUGACUUUAUUGGGGAUAAUGUAUUAAGCACUUUCCCAGAAGACAAUGCCAUGUCUACAGCACUGAUUGGUAAAAGUAUUCACAUUGAUCAUGGUGAAGAUUUGGAUGUUGUCAGUAAUUCUGGAUCUAUGCUUGACAGUACUGUAAUGAGUGAAGGCUUAUUAGAUGACAUGGAUAAAGAUGAACAGGUCCGUACAAUGCUAACAAAAUUUUACCCCCAGCUUAUGUCAAUACUGAAAGGGCGUUGGGAAAGGGUUGUAGUUGAAAGUCUAGAAAAAGAAGUGCAGGAGUUGACUAUUGCCCUUCAGGCAUCUGCUGGAAUGUUGAAAAUCUUUAUGCACAGUGUUAUUUCUGAAACCAAAGGGCUUCCUUCAUUGACUGGUCCCCAUGAAAAUGCUCAUUUAAGAGUUGGUACUGUGUGUCACGGUAGAGAGCCAUUCAUAGACAUGUCUCAAAAAAAUACUUCAGAACAGAUGCAAAAUUCUGUAAGUGUGUGUCAUUUGUUGUGUCAAGAAAAUCACAAUUCUAUGUCAGAUAUAUCUAGUCAUUCUGGAGAUCUAACCCAUCUCACCAAAGAGCUUACAUCCAUUUUAAGCCAAGAAGAGACUAUUUUAGACUUUACAAUGCUUAAAACUCCAAAGUUGGACACCAAAGAAAAAGUAUCUACUUUUCUUAAAGAAUUGAGUAGAAUGGCCGAGAAGUUAGAAUCUCUUCAGAUGCAUGUUCAUCAUCAGGCAGGUUUGAUUCAAGGCUUUGAAGAAGAAAGAAGAGCUCUGCAGGAUGAAAAUAGUCGUCUUGAACAUUACAGUAAGAAGAUAGUCCAGGAGUUACAGGUAACUAAAGAUCAGCUUGCAGAUUAUGAGAGGGAUGCAGAGAAUAAGAAUGCUUCCUCUUCAUCAUACGCUGAAAAAUUGGAAGCUUCUAAAGAUACCAAAGAAAGAGUCCGAGCCGUGUUAUCUGCCAAAACAAAAUCUUCGAUGGACCAUGGUGAACUGGUGACCCGAAAUGCAGACCUUGAAAGACUUCUGGAGUCUCUUGUGCGAGACUAUGACAAAGAAGUAGAAGAACUAAAGUGCAAAGCAGCUGAUUUGUCGCAGCAGUUGGAAGUAGCUGAUCGUCAGUUGCGCUCCAACCGCCAGUUCCUUGAUGAGCAGGCAGUUGAGAGAGAAAAAGAAAGGGAAGAGAUGCAGAAAGAGAAUGAUAAUCUUGCAAUGCAGUUGCGGGACAAAAAUAACUUGCAGCUUCAGCAUGAGAAUUUGUCAAAUAAGGUUGAAUGUUUAGAGCGAGAGCUUCAAGAAAAAUCUCAGGAAUUCGAAGAUGCUCUUGCAAAUUUACAGAAAUAUCAAGGGAAGUUCAAGGCUGCUGAAGAUAAGAUCUCAGAACAGCGAGACACCAUCUCUAGCUUAGAAGUCCAGUUGGAUGCAAGAAGCAAGGCUGAGAAAGAUCUCUACAUUCAGAAUGAGAAUUUGAUGACAUCUUGUAAUGAGUACAAGAAAGAAAAUCAUGAAUUACAGUCCAAGCUAGAAGAACAUCUUUGUGCUGGUGACCCUUAUAAAAGCCACAGCCAAGAAGAUACAGUCAACCGCAAAAAAUCAAGUUAUAAUCUAAUGGAAACUGAGGACAGUAUUGUUCAUCGUGACGGAGAACCUUUAUCUCAGGAGCUUUUGGAUAGUUCUGAGUCUGAUGUGCAAAACCAGAAAAUGGUAUUUGAAAAGUAUGUAGAGCGAAUAUCAGAAUACCUUGCUCUACUGUUUUCCGAGGGUUCAGCAUCCCAGAGUGAAGAAGACCUCUCAGAAAGGAGUCACCUAGGAAUGCCAUCACUACAUCAUGGAGAAGGUGACAGAACAUUGUCUCCUGGUGGUUUUAAUCAGCAGUCCUUAGAAGAAAAACUCAUAAGUCUUGAACGUACUGCUGAAGCAGCAGUGAAGAGAGUACAUGAUAUGCAAAUGACUGAAAAGCAUGCAAGAGCAUCAUAUGAGGAGGUGAAUGAAGAAAGGAUUCUUAUGCAGAAGCAUAUAGACAAACAGCACAAUGAAAUAGCAUCUCUGCAAGUGCGCUUAGAAGAGUUAAGGAGACUAGAUAACUGCCAGUGUGCAACCUUGCAAGAAAAGGUUUCUUAUUUUAAGGAAGAAUUAGAUAUCAACAAACUAGAGUUGAUCAAGCUUAAUCAAAAAAAUAAAGAUUUAAAUCAUGACCUAUUGGAGAUGCAGGGCAUUUUGAAGUGUCGUGAGGCAGAAAUCAAACGUCUACAGAGUGGUUCCUUGAAAAACGCAGAUACUUCAAAGAGAGAUUUAGAGAAGGAAAAAGACCCAUCUUUAAAGAUCACACUUUUAGAAACUGUAGGAAAUGUCAGUGGGAGCUCAGAAGAACUAAGAGACUUGCCUGAAGCUUCUGGUGUGGAUUCACAUAUGGUUUUUAGCUCCAAGCCUCCUCUAUAUCUAUUAACAUCAAGUAGUGACUUCUUAACUUCUCCUGCACCAUCAUCCCAGCAGGACCCAUCAUUAUCAACAAUUAAUUCAACUGCAUCUAAGACUGUGCAGGAUAAUGCUGGCCUGACAGAGCUCAAUCAGUCUCCAGAAGUAGGAAUGGUAGCCUUUGAUUCAGAUGAUAAGGAGGCAAUCACUAUAGCAAAGGAAGAGUACCAAUCCCUCUUGUCAGCUAUGGAGGAAGUUGGUCUAGUAAAGGUAGAAAAUGAACUUUUGCAGAAGGAGAUCCACAGUCUUAAUGACUAUCAGGCAAAACUAGAAGAGGACUUCAAAUCUGCUCAGCAGCUAUUGGAGGCACGGGAGGAAGAAAUCUUGCAGUUGACUGAGGAGAUGGUUGAUGGCGGUCCGCAGCCUUUAGCAUCAGAAACUCUCCAGUUGCAACAAACAUGUCACCAGUUAGAAGAACAGCUCUCAGCUGUGCAGGUUCAAUACGAGGAGUUAUAUGGGUCAAAUAUUGAAUACAAGAAUGAACUUGAUAGAUUAGCAGCAGAAUAUGAAGAAAUGCAAUUAGAAACUGAAAAAUUAAAGAGUACUAAUGAAAUGUUGAUGUCUGACAUUGAUGUAAAAGCUAAAGCCCUAACAAAGAUGGAGGAGAAACAUCAGGAAGCUACAAAACAUUUAUCUGAGCAAAAUUCCAAGUUGCAAGAUGAACUUAUGAAAACUCAGAAGAAGUUGGAAAAUGAAAUGCACGAGUUGAGAACCCAGCAGCUGAAAACUAAUCAGCUUUGUAAUCAACUGGAUGCACUGCAACAGGAGUUAGCAAAGAAGUCUUCUCUUUUUACCAAGGAAAAAGAGCUGUUGGAGCAACAUUACCAGGAAGAGAUAGCAGGUAUGAAGAGACAACAGAAGCAGUUAAUAUUGGAUUAUGAAGAACGACUUUCUGCUCAGAUUAAAUGCUUAGCAGAAAAGUAUGUCAAAGAGAAGGACACUGCUGUUACCCAACAAGUAAAGUACUAUGAAGCUGCACUACAGAAUGCCAACAAAGAAAUAGAAAAUAAAGCACUAUAUAUCCAGAAUUUGGAACAGCGUCUGCAACAGAACACUUUAAAUGCUCAUCUGUCUGACUCUCUAGAAGAUCUUGGUGAGGGUGUAAAAGAAGAAGUUAGUAAAUCUAGUAGGCUUGACAGGUCACUGGUUUCAUAUUACAUGGAAAGUGGUUUAGAAGGUUGUGAUUCUGUUCAGCCUUCUACUCGAGCAUCUAGCGUUGGGGAUGAAACAGAGGAAGUUAGAAGUCAAUUACAAGUAAUUAUUAACAAAAUUCAACAGGAGGGCACGCAGAUGUUGACAUCGUGUGAACGAAGGCUCCUUCAUAAGUAUAGUUCUUUGCUUAGCAGUGCAGAGAAGGAUCUUAUAGCAUCCCUGGAUCUCAGCGAACCCAGCUCUCGAGAAAGUUCUGUUAGUAAACUUGAUGUUAGGGAACGAAUGCAAUAUGUAAGGCGCAUAGCAGAAUUGGAAUCAGAAAUCGGCCAGAAGGAUCUUGAAUUAAAGAGACUAACUUCACAGACUGACUUUAGAAUAGAGCAAGAAAGGUUGCUGUCAAAUGAGUGGAAGUUGUCCCUGGAGGAUGAGAAACGAAGGAAACAAGACUUGACUGAGCAGCUUCGCCAGGAAAGACUAUCUUGUUAUGAUCAUACUUCAGAGUUGACUUUUUUGAGAUCUCAGUUAUCAAUACUUGGACCUAAACUUCAUAAACUUCAAGAGGAAAAUAUUAAAUUAUGUGAGAGCAUUGAGGAAACUAGCAAGCAUAUUGAUACGUUAAAUGUUGCUCUUCAGACUGAGCGUAACAACUUUAGUGUAGUUUCAAAAGCAUUGAAUGAUCAGAGGAGUUUAGCAGAAACUACCAAAGCACACCAUGCAAAAUUGGUAAAGGAUCUCCAGAAUUCUCUCAAAGAGGAGCGGGAUAAAAAUGAAAAAAUUACCAAGCAGCUGCAAGAAAACAAAUUAAAUAAGAGAAGAGGGCUAUCAGGUAGUGAAGAAUCUGUCAAAGGUAUCACAAAAUCAGCACUUAGGAGUACAAAUAGCCGCUCCAAUCUUGAUGAUCUGCAGACACGUCUAGCUAUUGAGCAAGAACGAGUUAUAGAACUUCAAAGGAAAUAUGAUGUGGAAAGGGGAAGAGUUGGAAACCUCAGUGAACAGGCUUCAGUUGAAAGGGCCCGGGCUCGAACUGAACUCAUGGAAGAGCAGGCAAGAUGUGCUGAGCUAAAUGCUGUUGUUAAGAACAAUCAGCUUGAGAAAGAAAAUUUAUUAAGAAUGAUGAACCAAGACAAGGAGCGCUUAAGACAACGAGAACUACAGGUGAGAGAUCUUGAGAAUAAGUUAAGUAAAAUGGAGUCUGAACUUCAGGCUCAAGCCACUGCGUGUCAGGUAACAUCUCACAAAGUACGUGAAGAAGAUGCACAACUUCACAUGAGGUACAGCCAGGCCAUUCAGAAGCUGGGUGAGGCAGAAGCAGAAAUAUGUUCACUAAAGCAGAAUGUCAGGUCACUGAAAAAUGAGAUAGAAGAAUGUCAUCUUAAAGAAAUAUCUGUACAGGAGGAACUGAAGCGGGAACGCACAGCUAUUGACAGACUUGGUCUCCCUGCAUUAGCAAGGUCAAAUAAUCUCAGUGAAUAUUUUGAACUACAAGUAAAGGAGAAUCUUCAGCUUUGUAAGUUAGUUUUGAAAAAUUUGGAUGAAAAGGAUGCCCUCCGCAAGGCAAUCGCAACAUUAGAGAAUAAGGUUCAAGAUCUUACACAGAAGUAUGCCAAAGCUAACUCAGAAAAGAUUGAAAGCUCAAGUAAUGAGAUCUGCCUGAAAAGAGAAGUAAGAAGGUAUACAGAACAAGUUGUCUCAUUACAAAAUGCAUUAUCACAUAAAGAUGCAGAGUUGCAGUCUAGAGCCAAUAUUGAUAGCAGUAAUAUGUGCCUUAAUUGUAGGAUGCCUCACAUUUAUGAUGAAAAUUUAAUUUUGAAAUCAAGGUGGAAGUCUUUGCUGUAUCAAAAGCAGUAUCUGUUGUCAUGCUUAAGAACAUACAAAGACAGUGAGGUUCAAGUUAUAUCUCGUAUGCAUGACAUUGCUGAGGGAUACAAUCCAGCGGGUAGAAGUCGGGCAAAGGCUACUAGUGAAAAGAAACAAAUUAGAUGUAAAUUGAAAGCAUAUGCACUGCAAAUGAUCGCCAUAAACAGAAUGAAGUUUUUAGUCAAGAGAUGGAAAUCUGCUAGACGGAUUGGGUCACACAUUGUACAUCCUCAUACUCCAAGUGCUCAGACUAGUCGAUCAUGUCGAGGUAAUAUUGAUCAACCAGAGUCUUCCAGUAUUGUAAGUGGAAUCUAUUUGUCAGUUACUGGUGGAAGAACAUCAGGAGCCACAAGGGCACUGACAGGCGACUUAACCCCUCCAACUAGAGAUCCAACACAUCUACCUCACGCUGACUCCUUACAGAGUUCAAGUUGCAGGCCUUUCAUUGUUGAUCAAGAGUCAAGAGAAUAUGACAAGUAUAUAGAACGACUAGACAGCAUCCACUCUCAGCUAGGAUUAAAUGUUAAAAAGUGAUGUCAUAUUAAGCAAUUGAAGUUGUUGUUUUUGUUGGACAGCUAUUUAUAUUGAACUACACAGAAUAUAGAUUGUAUUAGGAUUUUUUUGUGAACCAGAUAUCGCAGUUACUACUCAAUCCAGAUUUAAUUAUUUACUCAUUCAGUGGCUUUCACCAAGCUAAGUUAAAGGGCAAUUAUUGGUCAUUGUUGGGGUUUUGUAAACCUUUACUGAUGUCAAAUUAUUGUGCAUUAGCAGUAGAAAAUUAACAUUAAUGGUAUGUUGUUACAGUUUGAUUUUUUUACUAUAUAUUUUAUCAUCGCAUCAGAUAUAGAAAAUUCAUUGGGCUCUUAAUCAAAAUGUUUCUUUAGUUCAAAAUGAUAAGUGUUAUAGAGUGACUACAUUAUCUGAAAACCAGUUCCUUAGAUAUUAAAGUUGAAGAGUGUUUUUUUAUAUAUAUAUUUCAGUUAGGGUCACCCUUUUCUUUUUGUCUGUUUUACCGUUUUUGCUAAUGUUUAAUGUGUUUUUAUGGAAACCUCAUCUGAAGGCUUCUUGAGCUUCCAUUUAAAGGCUUGUGUUUUUGUGUAAUGUUUAGUCCAGCUGUAAUGAUAUGAUUUAUUGGAUGCAAGAAUAGUUUUUCCUUAGUUUAGGUUGCACUGUCAGGUUUUGACUGUUAUUCUACGUGCAUAGGUCUAAAGGCAUGGAAAAGGACACAAGUACGUAAUUUAUUUAAUUGGUUUUGUUGUCUGGAGUGAUACAAAUCCAAUGAUUUGAGCUCAGAUUGUAAGGUUAGUAUGUAAAGAUGCUUAUCUCUUGCACCCUUCAGGUCCAGCUAAUUAUGAGUGAAAUCUACACCAAUAAGGGUCAGUUGUGAAUUUUUGUAACCUUUUGUCAUGGUAAAUGUGCAUCAUGCUCAUUUUUAUUAUGAAUUUUAUGUUGAAAGAUUAUCAUUAUCAUUUCUUUCAAGAUUAUUGUGUUGUAUCCAUUGUCUGUCAUUCAGUUGUAUGGGCUUGUUGACUUUCAAGGUAAUGUUAUAUUUGAAUAAACUUAACCCUUUGGGAUUUUUGAGCUGGUCCAAAUUCAUCCGAGGUAGAAAACAUGGUUCUGGCCUACUACUUAUGUGGUUAGAAAUAAUUGUCUUUUAAUGUUUGCUAUAAAUUUGAUUUACUGUACAUGUUAGAAUGCUUGUCUUGAUGUCAUUUUCAAGAUUAUUAUAAUUUGUUUUCACUUUGGUUCCCAUGAAAAAAAAAUAAAACCAUAAAAUUAAA
Molecule: messenger RNA, 12332 nt
Organism: Macrobrachium nipponense
Lineage: Eukaryota; Metazoa; Arthropoda; Malacostraca; Decapoda; Palaemonidae
Product: A-kinase anchor protein 9-like
Biological process (GO): signal transduction
Molecular function (GO): molecular adaptor activity
Source: RefSeq, a predicted model, not a curated record